Clonostachys solani is the source of this 2028-nucleotide messenger RNA. Lineage: Eukaryota; Fungi; Ascomycota; Sordariomycetes; Hypocreales; Bionectriaceae. The record is from the annotation of a GenBank genome assembly.
AUGGCUGACCAGACAAUACCGACCCUUGAAAACAAACCAGCUGCAUCUUUGGAUGUCAAUCAAGUAGCACCUCGCCUGCCCGCAGUGGGCUCGCUAUCCCCUCCACCUGACGAAGGAGCCAUGAUCUGGAUCAAGUGGUCAGAUAUCUUUACUGAGACAGAUAACGAAGAGGAUACGAAGCGGGCAUGGAUGGUCUACCUUACAUAUCUCAGAGAAGGCAUCAACUGGACCCCUGCUGACCACGUUGAGAUGAGGAAGUAUCUGGUUGUCCGACGGCUCUACCAGCUUAGGAACGAGAGGCUCAUUAUGCCGAACACUCAUCAACUAUAUCGAGCAGCUAACCUCAGACAAGAGGACCUUACCCUUGCAGUUGGUCACUUGCUUACUACUCUUUACCCCUACUACCAUGUUCACGAGUUUUGGGAAUUAUACAGAAGAGUGUACCCAGCUGUGGCUGAAGGGGUCAGAAGGAGCCGAAGACCAAGCGAGAAGAAUCGAACAAGCGGAAGAGGAGAGAUCACUGCUCUUAACAACGAUAGCCUAUCGGCUUUAUCCCAGAGUAUAGGUGUUGGGUCAUAUCUCGUCGAAAUCCCUCCCCACCUACAGUGGAAUGAAGAGCAAUUAGGAAAUUCUGGACCCUCAACCAACACGACCUCGUCUAGUAUCCUACAACUUGGCUCAUCCGCUCUGACCCAUGACGCAGAGAUGACCAACACAAUCCAGUCUCUCGGUGCUAGUUACGGAGAUGCUACGCCAUCCGCUCCAGACGAAGAUACAGAGAUAACCAACACGACCUCGUCUAGUAUCCUACAACUUGGCUCAUCCGCUCUAACCCAUGACGCAGAGAUGACCAACACAAUCCAGUCUCUCGGUACUAGUUACGGAGAUGCUACGCCAUCCGCUCCAGAUGAAGAUACAGAGAUAGCCAAUACGACUCUGCCUCAAAGUCCUGGUCACGAAGAUACUGCACCACCUGCUCUAAGUGAAGAUGCAGAGAUGACCAACAUGAUCCCGUUUCUCGGCGCGAGUCAAGAAAAUGCUGCACUGUCUGAAAAUGCGGAAGUGGCUAAUACAGUCCCGUCUUACAAUUCUGGUCAUGAGAACAUCGCCCCGCAAAGCCCGGCUGACCAGCCUUUUCCCAACGCCACCUUCUACUCCCCUGGAAGAGUGUUCAACAACGCUAUAAACCAGUUAAGGGGGGAAGGAGUUGACGUUAACUAUAUCAACCGGUCACUACCUAUGCGAACUGCAGAGGCAACGAGGGAGGAAGGAGUUAAUGCACCAGCUAUCCUAAAUUCGGGAACAAUAAAAGAUGAAGAUCUUUCUCAUGAUGAUGCGGAGCUCUUAUCACUCCACGAAGGAGUUUUAAACAGCCCUUUCGUUAUAUCGAAUCUAUUUCGACGAUUGUUUAUAUUACAACGAAGAAUAACCCGACUCGAGGAAAAGGGGCAUAAUGACCAGACAAACGGAGAUAAAGAGAGGUCAGCUUUCUUUGCUGAAUUAACCGCGAAUUACAAUCAGCUCCGCACCGACCUGAACCAGCUAGUAGGACGAGUUGCUGGAGGAGAAUUCUAUCGAAUCAAGGGGUGGGAACAUUAUGAUAAAAUGGUGACCAGGCUUGAGCGUCAAGUGAAUAGAUUUCUGAACGGUCAGAUUCUUACACAACAAAAUGCUGAGGCCCAUUCGCUACAGGCCCCAGCGUCUCAGCCACCAGGGGUUGGUCCUGAUCUCCCGACCAACCUGUGGCUAGCCUAUGAAACUCAACGCAACCAACAGAUUUCACAACGUCUAUCGAAGAGGGUCCGAAAGUGUGAAAAGGACAUUGCCGAGGAGCAUAACACUGCUAUUGAUUUCAGAGUUGACCUCACUGCUAAUGAUAACAUGGCAAAAUCCCAGGGAGAGAUAAAUUCACGGGUUGUCAAGGCCUUGAUAUCCAUCCUAGAGCGACCUAGGGCAGACGCACCUUCCGAAGCUGAGAUGGAAAAUUUGAGUGCUCUGGUCGAUUGGCACCGUAGGCGAGACGGGUGA